ACUUCCGGUGUCGAAGGUCCCACAAAAUGGCGCCGUCCAAGAAGAGACAUGCUAGUGACCAGACCUGUGUCAUUCCUGGGGGAUUUACAGUGUUGCCGUUGCAGUUCAGCGCCGACAGCGCCGCGCAGCACGACCUGUACGUGAAGGAGCACAAAGUGCGAGCUGCCACGGGCUCGCACAGACCGCUGGACCGGACUCUGUUUGUCCUCAACGUGCCCCCGUACUGCUCACAGGCCACCGUCAGAGAGCUGUUCUCGAGGUUCGGCGGUGUCCAGUCCGUGGAGCUGAGAGACCACCCAGGCUCCUUCCAGGAGUCCGGACCCGAGCUGACCGAGUUCUUCAAACCAGCCGAGAAAAAGGGUUUCAAAGUCGGCUACGUUGUGUUUCAAAGCGCCUCCAGUUUGGCCGCAGCCAAGUCCCAUCCUCACGACGUGCCCCUGGUGGUCUGCACAGAGGGCCGUCCGGUGAGGACAGGAGUGCAGAAAUGGAUUCAGCAGUACGCGGAGUCUUUCAUUCAGCCGGAGGAACUGCAGCGAAUGGUCGACUCCUUUUUGGAGGACUACGACAAGCGGAAAGUAGAGGCAGAGGAGCGGCAAAAGAAGGAGGCUGAGCAGCAGGAAGAGGACGACGAGGGCUGGGUGAAAGUCACAAGAGGGCACAAUGGCGCCAAGGCCCGUCCCCACAGUGAGGCGGCCAACCGGAGGACUCUACAGAAAGAGAUCAGGAAGAAGAAGCGGAAGGAGCUCAUUAACUUCUACACCUGGCAGCACAAAAACACACAAAAAGAACAUAUUGCUGAACUGAGGAAAAAGUUUGAAGAGGACAAACAGAGAAUAGCUCUGCUGAGGGCACAGAGGAAGUUCAGACCUUACUGAGACAACUACCGACAUUUGUAUUUGCUGUAUUUGUGUUCUCUACAUUGUAAACCUGUUAUAUAAAAAGGAGCAUUUGAGUUGAUAAACCAUUAUUCCGACUAA
This is a messenger RNA of Scophthalmus maximus (turbot), 977 nucleotides long. It is a transcript of the gene rrp7a, whose product is annotated as ribosomal RNA processing 7 homolog A. The record is from RefSeq and is a predicted model, not a curated record. The transcript has 7 exons. Gene Ontology annotation, cellular component: UTP-C complex; CURI complex. NCBI's taxonomy places the organism in Eukaryota, Metazoa, Chordata, Actinopteri, Pleuronectiformes, Scophthalmidae. The coding region runs from base 27 to 875 and encodes 282 amino acids. Gene Ontology annotation, biological process: ribosomal small subunit assembly; rRNA processing. Gene Ontology annotation, molecular function: RNA binding.